AUGACGAAUGUCAACAUAGAUAAGAAUGAGAUCAAUAUGCUACAUGUGAUGCUACUACAGGAUGCAUCACUCAUUGUGCCACAAUAUCCAUCCAUCAUGAAGUACGAGAAGCACCUAACCAAUACAGAAAUAUCCAGACUAAUCAUCCCAUUCUUUUACUAUACCACACUCAUUGCAAUACCAAUUGUCUACAGUACCAUAGUCAUUCUUGAUCUAUAUUGGAUCCACCUGAUUACAGUAAUCUGUCCUAUAGUUGCUUCUACUGCAAUCAUAUUCAGUCCAAAAUACAGAAAUAAUCCCAGUGAAAUAUCAGUCAACAAGAGUGCCCUGAUUCUACUUCGCCUAUGCUACUCAAUCAGUUCAGUUGCUGGGAUACUUAGAACCACUCUACGUCACACCACUCCCAAAACCAGAAACUAUCACACCUUUCUGCUUCUCUACAAAUUGCAGUCUGAUGGAACCAAAUCAGCCUGUGCUUGGAUAUCACAGGAUUUCCACUACGAAACCAGUUCAUUUGAACUGAUUUAUGUUCUAUCAUACUGUGUAAAUGGAGCAGCAGUGCUCUGGGUGGCAUUAGGAGACUGCCUGGGCACUCGUGCCAAAAGUAGAAGCCUUCAGGAGAUGCUUAGUGGGGUCAUAGGCGUCAUUGGUCGUCUGAGCAGGGAGCAGGUCAUCAACGAGGCCUUCCUCAUCUCAAAUUCAGCCAUUAAAAUGUUCCUAGGGCUCUUUGCUGAGACGAUGCUCUUUGAAAUUGAUGCAAGGGUGGGAAGGAAGAAUCAACCAAAAGUCAGAAAUUCAGGCAGAAUCAACCAAAUCCUCUACAAAACAGUCAACCUGAUUUCAAGACUAAUUUGCCUAGUCACAUUUCAGUCAAGGAAGUCACCAAAGAAGACGGAAGACGUCCUAGGAGUGGGCUACGUCACUGGCUGCGUCAAGUUACUCAGCACUCUUUUGGCCUACGUGAUCUGUGAGUUUGUUCUUGGCCAAUUUGAUGCCUACACCAUGCAGUUCUACGCCUGGCCACUCCUCCUGGUCGCACUCGCCCUUCUUGUUCUGGCUCCAUCUCGUUCUGCUGGAAAUGUGCUACUUUUUGCUGCUUCUGUCGCCAAUGCAUCACAGGAGUCAUUUGGUAGGUCCCAGUUUGUCAGAAUGGAGGAUGUUGCCCUCUUCUCCUGCCUCAACAUGCUUGCUGUUUCCCUCCUUUCAUCAUUGAUCAAUUUUUUAACUGGUUUCUUUGAUGUUGGUACCAGGUGCAAGUGCGUAGUCUACGUUGGAUUUGGAGCAGCUGUCUAUUUGAUCAUACUGAGCAUAUGA
This is a messenger RNA of Enterospora canceri, 1314 nucleotides long. The record is from the annotation of a GenBank genome assembly. Lineage: Eukaryota; Fungi; Microsporidia; Enterocytozoonidae.